AUGAUGGGAAUGCGGAAGAUUCGGAGGCACUCAGCGGACGAGAGUCAAAGGACAUCUGUCCUUGCUGGAAAUGAGGAUUCUGUGGAUGUAUCUGAUACUGGGGUGAACCUCCGUAUCCUCGUUGUGGUGGCUGUUGCAGGGGGUUUGUUUGUUGCCAAGGCUGGUGAACUGAUGAGUAGAUGCCAUGGUUUGGCUCCGGUCGUGGAGCUAGCUCUCUCUGUUGCUGUUGAAAAACAGGAUGGUCCCAUCCGAUACCAAGAGGUGAUUGUUGCGACGCAGAAUCGUGAUGCUGUUGAGGUUGGUGUGGAUGUUGAGGUUGAGACGGCUGUUGAAGCUGCUGCUCGGGAUCUGGGUAGGCGGGAUCAAGCGUGCUCCAGUAAUCUGAAGGGAGUGAGGAAUUCCCAUGAGGUAAUCCCUGCAUGGGAUUUUGAGCUGAUUGCUCCAUGGUGA
Penicillium griseofulvum is the source of this 450-nucleotide messenger RNA. RefSeq lists its product as uncharacterized. The record is from RefSeq and is a predicted model, not a curated record. The transcript has a single exon. Bases 1 to 450 code for a protein of 149 amino acids. NCBI's taxonomy places the organism in Eukaryota, Fungi, Ascomycota, Eurotiomycetes, Eurotiales, Aspergillaceae.